Silurus meridionalis is the source of this 2149-nucleotide messenger RNA. RefSeq names its product cholinergic receptor, nicotinic, alpha 9a (gene chrna9a). Gene Ontology annotation, cellular component: synapse; neuron projection; postsynaptic membrane. Lineage: Eukaryota; Metazoa; Chordata; Actinopteri; Siluriformes; Siluridae. The transcript has 6 exons. Gene Ontology annotation, biological process: regulation of membrane potential; signal transduction; chemical synaptic transmission. The coding region runs from base 29 to 1669 and encodes 546 amino acids. The record is from RefSeq and is a predicted model, not a curated record. Gene Ontology annotation, molecular function: acetylcholine-gated monoatomic cation-selective channel activity; transmembrane signaling receptor activity.
UGUUGCACAGUCUGGAUGUGAGGCCCGAAUGCUUCAGGACUUCUUUCCUGAUGUGGCGCUAUCUGCUCAAGGCCGCUACGCUCAGAAGCUUCUCAACAAUCUGAUGGAUAAUUACUCUAAGGCUUUGAGGCCUGUGGAGGACACGGACAAGGCUCUUAAUGUUACAUUGCAGAUUACACUCUCGCAGAUAAAAGAUAUGGAUGAGAGAAACCAGGUGCUGACCACAUAUUUAUGGGUGCGGCAGAUCUGGCAUGAUGCGUAUUUACGGUGGGAUAAAGAUGAGUAUGAUGGUCUGGAGGUCAUCCGCAUCCCUAGUGAUCUGGUCUGGAGACCCGACAUUGUCCUUUACAACAAUGCUGAUGAAGAAGACUCGUCAGGCCCUCCUGACACUAAUGUAGUGUUACGGUACACAGGUGAAAUCACAUGGGAUGCUCCUGCAAUCACAAAGAGCACAUGCGUGGUGGAUGUCUCCUAUUUCCCUUUUGAUAGCCAGCAGUGCAACCUUACUUUUGGCUCUUGGACUUACAAUGGCAACCAGGUGGACAUUAACAUGGGUGGUAUGAAGAGUGGUGACCUCUCAGACUUUGUGGAGAACGUGGAAUGGGAAUGUCAUGGCAUGCCCGCUGUCAGGAAUGUAAUCAUGUAUGGCUGCUGCUCAGACCCAUACCCAGACAUCACCUACACAGUGCUUCUCAAACGGCGCUCCUCGUUCUAUAUAUACAACCUGCUCCUCCCCUGCUUUCUAAUCUCCUUCCUGGCACCACUUGGCUUCUAUCUCCCGGCUGACUCUGGCGAAAAGGUCUCACUCGGAGUCACAGUGCUUCUAGCCCUCACAGUGUUCCAGAUGAUGGUGGCUGAAAGCAUGCCACCGUCUGAGAGUGUGCCACUCAUUGGCAAAUACUACAUCGCAACCAUGACAAUGAUUACAGCCUCCACCUCAUUGACGAUCUUCAUCAUGAACAUUCACUUUUGUGGUGCCGAAGCCAAACCGGUGCCCCACUGGGCCAAAGUUCUAAUUAUAGACUACAUGGCAAAGAUUUUCUUUGUGUAUGAGGUAGGGGAAAACUGCACCACUCCUCAAAGUGAACGUGUGCCAUCUUUUCUUGAGGAUCCCCUGGCUACUCUGGAAAAUUACGACUAUUUCUCCAGCAGUUUUUACAGCAAUCAUUUACAUGACGAGUCAGUUAAUCAGUAUAACAGGUAUAAUAACGGUGGCAGAGACUGUCACCAUGCCAGAAAUAACCAGUCAAAUGGCUAUCAGUUCAAUUCUCUGAACGCAACACAUAUACCACCACAGAAACCGCACCAGCCAAAAUUCAUACACCACAUUGGCAGAGAUGGUAAUGCAGUAAACCUGAGGGAGGAGAAGCUGAGACAGGGUGAUCUCUCUACACCUGAAAAACUCAACGGGUACACUUAUGAACCGUACACAAUGCAAGACUACAGUAAAAAGUCUAGCACUGAAGAGUGCAUCUGUGUGUGUGCUCAGCACCAGAAAGUGGUGCAGAACAUUGAGUACAUCGCCAAUUGCUUUCGGGAGCAACGAUCAAACCAGGCCAAAGGAGCAGAGUGGAAGAAAGUUGCCAAGGUAAUGGACAGGUUUUUCAUGUGGGUGUUCUUCAUCAUGGUCUUUCUUAUGAGCAUCCUCAUCAUGGCCAAGGCUUCUUGAGAUCCAAGUUGAAGAUAGGGGUAAUGUGUAAAGAUAUGUUCCAUUCAGAAGAAGCUUAAAACAAAAAGAAAUGAUGUAGAAAAUGAGGAACACUGUUCUUCAUGCUACUAAAAUAGUAAUUUUACCUGCAGAAAAUGAUAAUAGAAAAUUGGAAUAAAACCCAUAUCCAUUGUGACAUGGAUUCUUGAGGUAGACUGAAUUUAAUUAUGAUGUAUAGGUUGCUGCCUGACAGGUUCCAGAGUUUGAUACUGAGCUUGGGUUAGUGUCUAUGUGGUGUUUUUGUGCAAGUUAUAUACAGUAUGUUUGCUUUCUGUGGGGUUUUCCAUAUCCCAAAUGUCAUGCCAGUAAGUGGAAACUAUCACUUGCCCUUUAAAUGUGAAUGAGAGCAUCUCAAUGGUCCUGAGUGCUUACUGAAUAUGCUGAAUAAAUGAAAGUAUAAAAAUAUGCUCUGUGUCUUCAUAAAGGCUUUAUAUUAAACAC